Messenger RNA from Aspergillus oryzae RIB40, 1053 nucleotides. RefSeq lists its product as uncharacterized. The record is from RefSeq and is a predicted model, not a curated record. The coding region runs from base 1 to 1053 and encodes 350 amino acids. NCBI's taxonomy places the organism in Eukaryota, Fungi, Ascomycota, Eurotiomycetes, Eurotiales, Aspergillaceae. The transcript is spliced from 3 exons. Gene Ontology annotation, molecular function: oxidoreductase activity, acting on the CH-OH group of donors, NAD or NADP as acceptor.
AUGGCCCGUCGCGCUCUUCUUACCGGGGGCAACGGCUUCAUCGGAUCCCACAUCCUCGCCCAGCUUCUUGACCACGGCUGCACCGUCUGCUGUGCUGUUAGAACACAAGAAAAAGGCGACAAGAUCUUGAGGGACUUCGCCACCCAGCAGUCUCAGAUAACUAUCACAAUCGUCCCCGACAUCGUCGCACCGGGGGCAUAUGACACGGCGGUACAGGGAACCCCCGCUUUUGACGCCGUCUAUCAUACUGCAUCCCCAUUCACGUACGCGAACGCGGGAAGCAAUCUCCAGUUUCUCGAGCCGGCGAUCAAGGGGACAUUGAACCUGCUCAAAGCCGUGAAAGACAAUGCCCCUAGUGUGAAGAGAGUCAUUUGGACCGGCAGCUGUGCCAGUGUGAUUGACUACGACAACCUUGUCGCGGACCCACCAAGGAUUUAUACGGAAGCGGAUUGGAACCCUGUUACAUGGGAAGAGGCAGUGAAUGGGGAUCCGUCGAAAGCAUACAGAGGUAGUAAGCUUUUUGCAGAACGAGAAGCAUGGCAGUUUAUGAAGGAAGAACAACCACAUUUUGACUUGGUGACGUUAUCUCCGCCGGCGACUUUUGGUCCUCUGCGACAUUCUAUUACAAGUAUCGGGGAGUUGAACGAGUCCAAUUCUCGGUUGUGGAAAUUCUGCUUCAGCUCGACAAAAGAUGCACCGGUACCCUAUAUGCCUGUACACACCUAUGUUGACGUUCGAGAUCUUGCAUAUGCACAAUUCAGAGCUAUGAUUGUCCCAGAGGCAGGCAACCAACGGUUUGUGGUGUGCGCCAGGCAAUUCGACUUCCAGGAUGUUUGCGAUAUUCUCCGAUCACACCAUCCCGAACUGAGCGAACGCACGCCGCUUGGCAAACCAGGAACACGCUCUUUACCUCCGGGUGCAUAUUCCAUUGAUAAUUCCAAGGUGAAAAAGUUUUUAGGGGUGGAGUUCCGAAGUCUCGAAGAGACAGUUCUGGACGCCGCGCGGUGCAUGUUAGAUAUUGAGCGGAACGAAAAGCAAGCUCUUUCCACCUAG